UGGGAUUUGUUUGUGUGUUACAAGCUAAAGCAUAAUAUGGCUUGUCAAGUUUUUUGUUUGCAGCUUUUUUUUUAGUUUAAUUAAACAAGUUGAAUUCACAGCAUUAGCAUAAUUAUAAAAAUCAGAAAUUAAUAUUUUUUUUACUGUUGUAUUAUUCUAUGCAAGUCAAUGGAGAUAAAGUUCACGAGAUAAAAAAUGACUCAAGUUUUGGGAACUGUAGACCCUCGUCAGCGGUUUAAAACAAAGAAAAAAGCGCAAUCGUUGCAAUCCAAGACCCCAUUGGUUAUUGAUGAUUCAGGUGAGCUACUUUUGAGACCAUCUCGUUCACCAUCUAUUCCUGGUUAUGAUUGUCAGUUACACAACGCAAUUAUGAUUGAAGACGUAGAAGCGGUGCGGUCUUUGUUAGAAGCAGAGGUUUUAAAUAUAAAUGGAUUUGGAGCACAUGGCAUCACAGUUUUACAUCAUGCAUGCACCGGAGGAAAUCUAGAAAUUGUUAAACUUUUAGUUGAAGCUGGCGCAGAUAUAGGCCUCCCAACUAAAGACGGGAAAACACCAUUAAGUCUUGCGGUAAGCAAUGGUUAUUUUGAUGUUUCUGAAUACUUAAUACUAAAAGGAGCAAAAGAUAUCGAAAUAAAAGAUGGAUUAAAAGUGAAACCAACGUAAUAACACAAUUUAAUUUGGAGACAAGCAAUAGACAGUUUUUUGUUCCUAACACGUUAGAAGCCCGUGUUACACCUAUUUAAAGAUAAUAAAACAAAACCUGAAAUUAUUUAA
Molecule: messenger RNA, 774 nt
Organism: Hydra vulgaris (swiftwater hydra)
Lineage: Eukaryota; Metazoa; Cnidaria; Hydrozoa; Anthoathecata; Hydridae
Source: RefSeq, a predicted model, not a curated record